CGCAGGUCGCAGGAAUCGGAAUGUUAAGAGUGCUGCUAGUAAUGGCAUAUUGGCAUAUUAGCAUGUCCAGUCGACCAGUCCAUUUCCAGCAGCUGUUAGUUAGCACUCGCCAUAAUUAAGAUGGAUGCGUGCCACUGUCACUCGCCAUCUCACCCAGAUCACACGACCAAAUUGAUCCAUCGCUAACGUUGUAAAGCUAAGCUGCCUCUUAUGUGAUCUGAUCAAUAAUACGCCAGUUAAUUGACAGUAAAUCAGUAAUACAGCAAGAACGUACAUUUUUAGUUUUUUUUUCUUACCUAGUUUGAUGGCAAAGAUUAUUUGCUACGAAUUGAUAUUUAUAAUAAGGUGAAAAUAAUCCUGUGGUGAAACGAAGCAAUGGAGGAGGUGGUGGUGCGCCGCCGGGCAUGGGAUUGCGGGAGCCCACUGUACGACUCGUUCGAGCUCGCGUCGGUGUACGGCCUCCUCGACAGCAAUCUCAUGGCGCUGCCGUUCGCCGAGCGGUCCGCGGAGCUGGACGCGGCGGCGGAUCGCGCUCCGGCGAGGAGGACGGCGGCGAAGGAGCAGAGGCGGAGGAAGAAGGCGGCGGCGGCGGCGAGGAGGACGGGCAAGGCGGUGCUCCGUUCCAUCUUCAGGUCCGUCACCUGCAGCAGGAAGCUGUAAAGCUGUAACACUGAGAAUUCAGAAUUCAGAAUUGCAUCGAACGAGAUGGUUGAGAAAAUUAACGAUAUGAUAUGGAUUGAUAUGAAUUGAUUCAUCGGUUUGCAGUGCAGAUCUCGCUGUUUUUGUUUCAUUUCGGCAGAUUUUAUGAUUCGAGUUGGGUUUUCGUUUCCAUCGGUUUCUUGUCCUUCUCGGGAAUCUCCCUAUUUUCCUGCAGACGAUUAUUCGAUCUCAGAAAAAAGAGAGACUUUUGCAGGUAAAGAUCCGUUUUGCAAUAAGUGUAAAGGGUACAGUUUUAACAAUUGUCUGAACUCUGAAGUGACACAACUAAAUACUGUACAACCAUACCGAAAUAGUGCAUUGGCGUUGCACUGAAAAUUGAAAAAUGCCAAAAUGGGCUGAAUAUAUGGAUGGUACUCCUAGCAGAAGUCAAUCAGAGUGCAAAGUACUACUGAGUACUAUUAUACAUCUGGAAUUUUGAUAUUAAGAAAACUAUUUAUUUUUCCUAAAAUGAAAUAGUAGUUCUGAACUUCCGAUCAGGGUUCACCUUUCCGAUUAAGCGCUGGAUCCCGAUCCCUGGCAGUAUGACAGUUUUCACCAAAUUUCGACAAAUUUUGGUCAAUCUUACUGUUUCAAAUUUGAAUUCCCGAAAACCAUCCAAACUUCCACUCGGACUCUGCUUUCUUCCCACGUUGAAACCUCAAAAUUUUGUGAUUUUCAAUCAGUUCUAAAAUGUCAGGCAGAAGCUAGCUCAACACAGGAUCUUUGAGAAAGGCUCAACACAGGAGCAAUUUGUCUUAUGGGUGAACAAAAAUGGAACACUCGAUUAGUAUUUCAUUGCUGUUCUUGUCCAAACAUUCCAAUUGUGGAUGUACUGGACAGAUUGUGUGGGUUUUUAUUCAGAAGUGGAGGUGGAGCCCAGCUCAACUAACCACUGUUUGAUGCACAUGCGAACAGAGAAAAAUUGGUGCAGAUGCCUUAGUCAGUACUAAUCUCCACGGACCACAACUGAAAGGUUUCUUUCAGAAAAUCAAGUGAACAAGCUCUACAAGAUUUGUACUGGUUAGAUAGGAAUACAAAAUAUAGUGGCAUGCUGAAAUCCUUCCCUUCUGUUGCGUGUCUCAUAGUUUCUCUAUCCUCUUGCAAUCAAUCCUCUGCUCUGCACCACAU
Oryza sativa Japonica Group (Japanese rice) is the source of this 1827-nucleotide messenger RNA. RefSeq lists its product as uncharacterized. The record is from RefSeq and is a predicted model, not a curated record. Lineage: Eukaryota; Viridiplantae; Streptophyta; Magnoliopsida; Poales; Poaceae.